AUGUUCAAUCGGUUACAGGCAGGCAAGUGGUCAACACCGAUCUGCAAUUUCUUGUUUGUCUUCUCGCGAUCUUCGCCCUUACUCGUUUUCAAACAACAAUUCCACGGUACAGCAGCAGCAUGCGCAAAGAAACAUCCCAAGCAGAUCAAAAAGGAAAACUUGGCGAAACGCGCUGCUAAAAUAGCCGAGUUCGAACGCACAAAACCCUCGCCCAUUGUCUCGCAAAACACGCCAUUCUUUGGUGUUCUCCAUACACCCGCCAGCGCAUAUGGCUCGACGAGCGACAGUCAACAUUUCCUUUCACAGGACGAUCGACAAUUCUUGUUCGAACAGACGCCACGGGAUUUCGUAGAAAAGAGCCACUUGGGAGCUGUGGAAGGUGUAGAAGAGGCAUUGAAGCAUGAAGAAAGCAAGGUGGCUGCUUUGGAGAAAAUUGUCGGUCUCCAGAACGGUAACGCUAAGGCAGUUCAGUUAUGGAAUAUCCAACGAACGAUUGACUGGUUCAAACAGAAAGAGGGUGAUACCGGAAGCCCUGAAGUACAAGCUGCCAUCCUAACCGUCCGCAUACACAACCUCUACUCGCAUCUGCAGCAGCACCGCAAGGAUAAGCACAACUACAAGCAACUGCGAACAAUGGUGCACAAGCGAGCAAAGAUCUUGAAAUACUUGAAGGCCAAGAGUCUGGAUAGAUACAACACCUGUUUGAGCGAGCUGGGCUUACAAUCACGGGCUGUGGAAGGCGAAAUCACCCUGUAA
This is a messenger RNA of Zychaea mexicana, 756 nucleotides long. RefSeq lists its product as uncharacterized. The transcript has 3 exons. Gene Ontology annotation, molecular function: structural constituent of ribosome. Gene Ontology annotation, biological process: translation. Lineage: Eukaryota; Fungi; Mucoromycota; Mucoromycetes; Mucorales; Lichtheimiaceae. The record is from RefSeq and is a predicted model, not a curated record. Bases 1 to 756 code for a protein of 251 amino acids. Gene Ontology annotation, cellular component: ribosome.